UUUGAAAUACCCAUUUGGGUUGGACUUGAUAUCCAUUGUGCUUUUUGAUUUCUUUAUUGUUGAAAAAUUGAUAUGCCUACAGUGUUCUGUCAUAAAUAUGUAAGAUUAGACUUUGGGUUUGGAAAUUUGCUGUAAUUAAAAUGUCAUAUAAUAUCUGUGUUCAGGUCAAGUUCCAAUAUCUGCACAGGGUAUUGCAUGUUCACUUCCAUAUACAUAAUAUUAUAGAGGAAAAAGCUGAAAGUCUGUAAGUUGGCUUAUUUGGGAAGUGAAAAGAUCUCUUUUUAGAGUGGGAAUGGCUUUAUAUACUAUUGGGGUUUUGGUUUUAUUAAUUUGGUUUAACCAUUUAUUUUGUGUGGAAGUUUGUUAGUCAGAUUAUUUAGGUGCUUGGGACUUUAUUUUUAUUAAUUCAGUUCAAUCAUUUACUUGUGUGGCAGUUUGUUUGUCAGAUUAUUUGGGCAAUGAGGGAAGCUUUUAAGAGUGAAUAGAUUUAUAAACUAUUGGGAUUUUGGUUUAAUCAAGUUGUUAUCAUCUUUUACGUUGCAAUUUAAGCUGAGUUCCUAUAUUGUGUUCAAUGAAUUUUACUACUAACUGCAGUUAGCAAUGGCGGGGUUAUUUGUGGGGAAUACUCGUAUGGGACUGUCUACCCUUUCAGGCUUACCAGUUAUGAAACUAGAAUGCCUUUCUCAGAAGAAUUUUACAAAUUUCUUUCACGCACCCCAAAAGCUUGACCAUCAACUCUAUCCAUGGAUUGGAAAAAAGGCCAUCUUUUCCAUGAUUCCCUUGAAAAUGAUGGUUUCGAAUGGGUAUGUGGGAAAAACCAAUUACAUGAAAAGUAAUAUUACUGAUAAGAUCUACAAAAGAUUGGGUUCUUGUUUGGUCAUUCCUCCACCUGAAGGUAAGAAGCCACGGGCAAUCAUUAAAUUUCUCGGUGGUGCUUUUGUCGGAGCAGUUCCGGAAGUUACCUACAGCUAUCUACUUGGGCUUCUGGCAAAUGAAGGCUACCUUAUUAUUUCUGUGCCAUAUAAUGUGACCUUUGACCAUACUCAAGCUACUAGAGAAGUUUAUGGGAGGUUCCAUGCCUGCUUGAAUGAAAUUUUGGCAUCUGGGUUACCCGAUGCCAGCCUAACUGCAGCAGAACUUGUUGAUCUUCCAUAUUAUUCUGUUGGCCAUAGUAAUGGUGCACUUCUGCAAGUGCUCACGGGAAGUAAUUUCUGCGAGAAGAUACCGAAGGCUAAUGCUAUAAUAUCGUACAACAACAGGCCGGCAUCGGAGGCAGUACCCUAUUUUGAGCAGUUGGGUCCUCUGGUUAGUCAGAUGAUGCCUAUUGUGGAAGCAUCUCCAGUCUAUUCAAUGGCUAGGAGUGCCUCAGGAGAUGCGUGGAAUGUGCUUCGUGACACUGCUGGAGCAAUGGUACCAGACUAUGAUCCAGAAGCAGUAGUUUCCCUAACCAAAUUUGUCGAUCAGUUGCCCUCAGUAUUUAAUCAGCUUGCACAAGGAAUAUCAGAGUUCAAGCCAACACCCUCUGAGAAUCUUGAUUGCUUUAGAAAAUCGUACAACAUCCAGCAGACACUACUGGUUAAGUUCAAUAAUGAUGCAAUUGAUGAGACAGAUCUCCUUGAGGAGACAUUAAAGCCACGUGUGGACUCUAUAGGUGGAAAACUAGAGAAGGUUGUAUUGGGAGGUACCCACAUCACACCAUGCAUACAGGAACCAAGAUGGCAGGUGGGUGACUUGUACACUCCAGCAGAUGCUAUUGCUCAAGGGCUCAAGACUCUUUCACUAAAUGACACUCGAAUCCUUGCCAGAACGAUCACCGAUUGGUUUGCUCGCCUUGAGGAAUAG
Molecule: messenger RNA, 1842 nt
Organism: Ilex paraguariensis (yerba mate)
Lineage: Eukaryota; Viridiplantae; Streptophyta; Magnoliopsida; Aquifoliales; Aquifoliaceae
Source: the annotation of a GenBank genome assembly